AUGAUCGCCGAAUCCUCGAUAUCGUGGGAAGAAUUGGAAGCUGCCAUGAAUUCGGCAUUUUCCGUGAAAACCCGAAUAGGACCCCGACGAUCCGUCAAGCGUAUUGGGGAAGGAAAUGGCUUUCUCUCCACUAUUUAUCGCAUUGAUUUGGACUGGCAAGGAUCAGAAGAUGGUGGCAAAACCCCGCCAAAAACUUGUGCUCUAAAAGUCUCUUCGCUCGGCGUGGUGGAGGAUCUCUUCGAGAUUAUUGGCAGCAGCGAUAAGAAGCAUUUGAAGGAAUAUUACGCUAGAUCCAUGGCCGAUAACGAGUUGUUCUUCUACUCGAAAAUUGGGGAGUUUGGGCUCGAGAGGGUUCGGACUCCACGUUUUUAUUGUGGGCGGAAAUUUGAUGGGAAGACCAGCUUUCUGGCCAUGGAGCUCCUCGAAAAGGCCUCCAUUUGCCAUAUCUACGACAUGAGCUCCGAGGCGCAGAUUCUAGCCGUGCUCGACCAAUGCGCGAUGGUGAAUGGAAAAUCUCUCUCACACGUGGAGACGAUAGCAAAAUGCAUAGAUGCAGGAUUCUAUGACCAACUGGUCGAGGAUUUCAACACCAAAGAGAAAACAGCGGCCGGAAUCCUGCGACUAAUGGAAAGGUUUUUGAGGACCCGAAAUAUCAUAUUGAGAAGCGGAAAAAGAAUUGCCCGAUCGACAUGUUGUGCCAAGGAGAUCUCUGGGCCCCCAAACGUGAUGUGGAAAAAGGAGGGCAACGAGGCUGACUUGAUGGGGAUUUUGGAUUGGCAGCUUGUCCACCUCGGGAACCCGCUGGAAGACGUAUUUAAAUGGAUAUCUUUAACAAUCCAGCCCGAGGACUACACGAGCCGCCGCGACUUCUACCUCAAAUUUUACUACGAAGCCCUGCUAAGGUAUGCGGAUGGCAAAGAAAUUCCCUGGAGCAGUUUGGAAGAGUUCAUUUCCGCCUUCGAAUUGAUGUACGUCUGGCAAACGGCGCUGUAUUGUCGGAUCGUUGCCAAUACAGGAGAUAUGCUGUUCGAUGGCAUGACAGACAGCGAAAAGGAGCCGCUGAAACGUUUGUACCACGGAAAAUUCUUCAAAAUGCUGGACGAGGCGGCCCGAAUCAUAGAUCUGAGGGCGCAGGAAAUCCUG
This is a messenger RNA of Mesorhabditis spiculigera, 1143 nucleotides long. NCBI's taxonomy places the organism in Eukaryota, Metazoa, Nematoda, Chromadorea, Rhabditida, Rhabditidae. The record is from the annotation of a GenBank genome assembly.